Acanthosepion pharaonis is the source of this 1218-nucleotide messenger RNA. The record is from the annotation of a GenBank genome assembly. Lineage: Eukaryota; Metazoa; Mollusca; Cephalopoda; Sepiida; Sepiidae.
AUGUUCUUUCAUUCCUUUCUUCAUCCUUUACCUAUUUCCCUCUUCACUCUUUCAUUCCUGGUAACCCAUAAUUCACUCUUCUUUCUAUUUUCUUUCUUUUUUCUUCUUUUUCUUUUUUUUUUCUUCUUUCUUUUUGCUUUCUUUUCCUUCUUACUUUUUCCUUCUUACUUCUUUCUUUCUUUUCUUCUUUCUUUUAUCUUUCUUUUUUUCUUUUCUUUCUUUAGUCUUCUUUCUAUUUUCUUUCUUUUUUCUUCUUUUUCUUUCUUUUUUCUUCUUUCUUUUUGCUUUCUUUUCCUUCUUCCUUUUUCCUUCUUACUUCUUUCUUUUUUUCUUUCUUUUUUCUAUCUAUUUCUUCUUUCUUAUUUUAGUCUUCUAUUUUCUUCUUACUUUUUCUUUCUUUUUCUUCUUUUUCUUUCUUUUUUUCUUCUUUCUUUUUGCUUUCUUUUCCUUCUUCCUUUUUCCUUCUUACUUCUUUCUUUCUUCUUUCUUUUUUCUAUCUAUUUCUUCUUUAUUAUUUUAGUCUUCUAUUUUCUUUUUACUUUUUCUUUCUUUUUCUUCUUUUUCUUUCUUUUACUUACUUUUUCUUUUUUAUAUUUUUUCUUUUCUCUUUUUUCUUUUUUGUUUUUUCUUCUUUCUUUUUCUUUCUUUUUCUUUCUUUUUUCUUCUUUUUUUCUUUCUUUUGUUUACUUUUCGUGUUCUGUUUUUAUAAUUGUUUUUCGAUUUAAUUUCUUUUUCUUUUCUUUUUCUAUUUUUUCUUCUUUUCGCUUUUACUUUUGCUUAUUUCUUAUUUUUAUCAUUGCUUCUUUUUGUUUGUUAGUUUCUUUUUUCUCGUUCAUUUGUUCUUUCUUUUACUAUAUUCACUUACAUUUUAUCUUUUCUGUUCUUUCCUCUUUCAUUCUUUCUUUCUUUUUCAUUUUUUCUCCUUUGUUAUAUUCACCAGCAUUUUUUUUUGUUUUCUUCUUUUUUGUGCCAACUUUCUUUCUUUCUUUCUUUCUUUCUUUUUUCUUUCUUUCUUUCGUUACACUCACCUGCAUUUCUUCUUUUAUUCAUUUCCUCCCCUUUCCUUUGUUUUUAUCCGAGGUUUUUCCAAACGAGUACCACCAUAUCUAUCUAUCUAUCUAUCUAUCUAUCUAUCUAUCUAUCUAUCUAUCUAUCUAUCUAUCUCUCUCUCUCUCUCUCUCUCUCUAUAUAUAUAUAUAUAUAUACACACACGAAUAA